AUGGAAUCUUUCGUGAAAGAGUUUGAACAACUUAAGAUCCCACCGAAGGAAAUUAAAAGAGUUACCAAUAAUUUUAGUAACAAACCUAUCGGGUCUGGUGGAUUUGGACAAGGAGAUCCUGAGUUCUGGAGGGAGAUAAUAAUGCUCUCCCGUUACUCGCAUGAAAAUCUCAUCUCCCUCUUGGGAUUUUGUGACAAGGCUGGUGAAAAGAUACUUGUGUAUGAGCUUGCAUCUAAUGGAAGUCUCGAUCGCUAUCUAAGUUCCCCUGAUCUGAUCACAUGGGAACAACGUAUCAAAAUAUGCCUUGGCGCUGGCGCUGCACAUGCAGGGACUUCACUACCUUCAUGA
This is a messenger RNA of Erigeron canadensis, 348 nucleotides long. Its product is annotated as L-type lectin-domain containing receptor kinase IV.1-like. Bases 1 to 348 code for a protein of 115 amino acids. Gene Ontology annotation, cellular component: plasma membrane; plasmodesma. The record is from RefSeq and is a predicted model, not a curated record. Lineage: Eukaryota; Viridiplantae; Streptophyta; Magnoliopsida; Asterales; Asteraceae. Gene Ontology annotation, molecular function: transmembrane receptor protein tyrosine kinase activity. Gene Ontology annotation, biological process: protein autophosphorylation. The transcript has a single exon.